AUAUCCCAGUGGCCCCCGCGCGGCGACUUCAGCUGCUGCCGCCUCAGCCCCUACACAGCGACGGCGGCGGCUGCGGCUUGGUCGGUGGCGGCGGCGGCUGCGGGCUGAGCGGCGAGUUUCCGAUUUAAAGCUGAGCUGCGAGGAAAAUGGCGGCGGGAGGAUCAAAAUACUUGCUGGACGGUGGACUCAGAGACCAAUAAAAAUAAACUGCUUGAACAUCCUUUGACUGGUUAGCCAGUUGCUGAUGUAUCUUCAAGAUGAGUGGAUUAGGAGAAAACUUGGAUCCACUGGCCACUGAUUCACGAAAACGCAAAUUGCCAUGUGAUACUCCAGGACAAGGUCUUACCUGCAGUGGUGAAAAGCGGAGACGGGAGCAGGAAAGUAAAUAUAUUGAAGAAUUGGCUGAGCUGAUAUCUGCCAAUCUUAGUGAUAUUGACAAUUUCAAUGUCAAACCAGAUAAAUGCACGAUUUUAAAGGAAACAGUAAGACAGAUACGUCAAAUAAAAGAGCAAGGAAAAACUAUUUCCAAUGAUGAUGAUGUUCAAAAAGCCGAUGUAUCUUCUACAGGGCAGGGAGUUAUUGAUAAAGACUCCUUAGGACCGCUUUUACUUCAGGCAUUGGAUGGUUUCCUAUUUGUGGUGAAUCGAGACGGAAACAUUGUAUUUGUGUCAGAAAAUGUCACACAAUACCUGCAAUAUAAGCAAGAGGACCUGGUUAACACAAGUGUUUACAAUAUCUUACAUGAAGAAGACAGAAAGGAUUUUCUUAAAAAUUUACCAAAAUCUACAGUUAAUGGAGUUUCCUGGACAAAUGAGACCCAAAGACAAAAAAGCCAUACAUUUAAUUGCCGUAUGUUGAUGAAAACACCACAUGAUAUUCUGGAAGACAUAAACGCCAGUCCUGAAAUGCGCCAGAGAUAUGAAACAAUGCAGUGCUUUGCCCUGUCUCAGCCACGAGCUAUGAUGGAGGAAGGGGAAGAUUUGCAAUCUUGUAUGAUCUGUGUGGCACGCCGCAUUACUACAGGAGAAAGAGCAUUUCCAUCAAACCCUGAGAGCUUUAUUACCAGGCAUGAUCUUUCAGGAAAGGUUGUCAAUAUAGAUACAAAUUCACUGAGAUCUUCCAUGAGGCCUGGCUUUGAAGAUAUAAUCCGAAGGUGUAUUCAGAGAUUUUUUAGUCUAAAUGAUGGGCAGUCAUGGUCCCAGAAACGUCACUAUCAAGAAGCUUAUCUUAAUGGCCAUGCAGAAACCCCAGUUUAUCGAUUCUCAUUGGCUGAUGGAACUAUAGUGACUGCACAGACAAAAAGCAAACUCUUCCGAAAUCCUGUAACAAAUGAUCGACAUGGCUUUGUGUCAACCCACUUCCUUCAGAGAGAACAGAAUGGAUAUAGACCAAACCCAAAUCCUGUUGGACAAGGGAUUAGACCACCUAUGGCUGGAUGCAACAGUUCGGUAGGCGGCAUGAGUAUGUCGCCAAACCAAGGCUUACAGAUGCCGAGCAGCAGGGCCUAUGGCUUGGCAGACCCUAGCACCACAGGGCAGAUGAGUGGAGCUAGGUACGGGGGUUCCAGUAACAUAGCUUCAUUGACCCCUGGGUCAGGCAUGCAAUCACCUUCUUCCUACCAGAACAACAACUAUGGGCUCAACAUGAGUAGCCCCCCACAUGGGAGUCCUGGUCUUGCCCCAAACCAGCAGAAUAUCAUGAUUUCUCCUCGUAAUCGUGGGAGUCCAAAGAUAGCCUCACAUCAGUUUUCUCCUGUUUCAGGUGUGCACUCUCCCAUGGGAUCUUCUGGCAAUACUGGGAACCACAGCUUUUCCAGCAGCUCUCUCAGUGCCCUGCAAGCCAUCAGUGAGGGUGUGGGGACUUCCCUUUUAUCUACUCUGUCAUCGCCAGGCCCCAAAUUGGAUAACUCUCCCAAUAUGAAUAUAACCCAACCAAGUAAAGUAAGCAGUCAGGACUCCAAGAGUCCUCUGGGCUUUUAUUGUGACCAAAAUCCAGUGGAGAGUUCAAUGUGUCAGUCAAAUAGCAGAGAUCACCUCAGUGACAAAGAAAGUAAGGAGAGCAGUGUUGAGGGGUCAGAGAAUCAAAGGGGUCCUUUGGAAAGCAAAGGUCAUAAAAAAUUACUGCAGUUACUUACCUGUUCUUCUGAUGACCGGGGUCAUUCCUCCUUGACCAACUCCCCCCUAGAUUCAAGUUGUAAAGAAUCUUCUGUUAGUGUCACCAGCCCCUCUGGAGUCUCCUCCUCUACACCUGGAGGAGUAUCCUCUACAUCCAAUAUGCAUGGGUCACUGUUACAAGAGAAGCACCGGAUUUUGCACAAGUUGCUGCAGAAUGGGAAUUCACCAGCUGAAGUAGCCAAGAUUACUGCAGAAGCCACUGGGAAAGACACCAGCAGCAUAACUUCCUGUGGGGACGGAAAUGUUGUAAAGCAAGAGCAGCUAAGUCCUAAGAAGAAGGAGAAUAAUGCACUUCUUAGAUACCUGCUGGACAGGGAUGAUCCUAGUGAUGCACUCUCUAAAGAACUACAGCCCCAAGUGGAAGGAGUGGAUAAUAAAAUGAGUCAGUGCACCAGCUCCACCAUUCCUAGCUCAAGUCAAGAGAAAGACCCUAAAAUUAAGACAGAGACAAGUGAAGAGGGAUCUGGAGACUUGGAUAAUCUAGAUGCUAUUCUUGGUGAUCUGACUAGUUCUGACUUUUACAAUAAUUCCGUAUCCUCAAAUGGUAGUCAUCUGGGGACUAAGCAACAGGUGUUUCAAGGAACUAAUUCUCUGGGUUUGAAAAGUCCACAGUCUGUGCAGUCUAUUCGUCCUCCAUAUAACCGAGCAGUGUCCCUGGAUAGCCCUGUUUCUGUUGGCUCAAGUCCUCCAGUAAAAAAUAUCAGUGCUUUCCCCAUGUUACCAAAGCAACCCAUGUUGGGUGGGAAUCCAAGAAUGAUGGAUAGUCAGGAAAAUUAUGGCUCAAGUAUGGGUGGACCAAACAGAAAUGUGACUGUGACUCAGACUCCUUCCUCAGGAGAAUGGAGCUUACCCAACUCAAAGGCUGGCAGAAUGGAACCUAUGAAUUCAAACUCCAUGGGAAGACCAGGAGGAGAUUAUAAUACUUCUUUACCCAGACCUGCACUGGGUGGCUCUAUGCCCACGUUGCCUCUUCGGUCUAAUAGCAUACCAGCUGCGAGACCAAUAUUGCAGCCGCAGCAACAGCAGCAGCAGAUGCUUCAAAUGAGGCCUGGUGAAAUCCCCAUGGGAAUGGGGGCUAAUCCCUAUGGCCAAGCAGCAUCAUCUAACCAAUUGGGUUCCUGGCCCAAUGGCAUGUUGUCCAUGGAACAAGUUCCUCAUGGCACUCAAAAUAGGCCACUUCUUAGGAAUUCCCUGGACGAUCUUGUCGGGCCACCUUCCAACCUGGAAGGCCAGAGUGACGAAAGAGCAUUAUUGGACCAGCUGCACACUCUUCUCAGCAACACAGAUGCCACAGGCCUGGAAGAAAUUGACAGAGCUUUGGGCAUCCCUGAACUUGUCAAUCAGGGACAGGCAUUAGAGCCCAAACAGGAUGCUUUCCAAGGCCAAGAAGCAGCAGUAAUGAUGGAUCAGAAGGCAGGAUUAUAUGGACAGACAUACCCAGCACAGGGGCCUCCAAUGCAAGGAGGCUUUCAUCUUCAGGGACAAUCAUCAUCUUUUAACUCUAUGAUGAAUCAGAUGAACCAGCAAGGCAAUUUUCCUCUCCAAGGAAUGCAUCCGCGAGCCAACAUCAUGAGACCCCGGACAAACACCCCCAAGCAACUUAGAAUGCAGCUUCAGCAGAGGCUGCAGGGCCAGCAGUUUUUGAAUCAGAGCCGACAGUCACUUGAAUUGAAAGUGGAAAACCCUACUGCUGGUGGUGCUGCGGUGAUGAGGCCUAUGAUGCAGCCCCAGGUGAGCUCCCAGCAGAGUUUUCUUAAUGCUCAAAUGGUCGCCCAACGCAGCAGAGAGCUGCUAAGUCAUCACUUCCGACAACAGAGGGUGGCUAUGAUGAUGCAGCAGCAGCAGCAGCAGCAGCAGCAACAGCAACAGCAGCAGCAACAGCAGCAACAGCAGCAAACUCAGGCCUUCAGCCCACCUCCUAAUGUGACUGCUUCCCCCAGCAUGGAUGGGCUUUUGGCGGGACCCGCAAUGCCACAAGCUCCACCACAACAGUUUCCGUAUCAACCAAAUUAUGGAAUGGGACAACAACCAGAUCCAGCCUUUGGUCGAGUGUCUAGUCCUUCCAAUGCAAUGAUGUCGUCAAGAAUGGGUGCCUCCCAGAAUCCCAUGAUGCAACACCCACAGGCUGCAUCCAUCUAUCAGUCCUCAGAAAUGAAGGGCUGGCCAUCAGGAAAUUUGGCCAGGAACAGCUCCUUUUCCCAGCAGCAGUUUGCCCACCAGGGGAAUCCUGCAGUGUAUAGUAUGGUGCACAUGAAUGGCAGCAGUGGUCACAUGGGACAGAUGAACAUGAACCCCAUGCCCAUGUCUGGCAUGCCUAUGGGUCCUGAUCAGGUAUGGGAUCGAUUCCUUACCUUUUUCAAAAAGUUUUUCUUGUUCUCUGGAUAGAACUAAAGCCUCGGCUAUAAUCAGAAUGUCCUAGGUAUAUUUUAACUUGAAUGUAUAACUUAAAAUACAGUAAUUGAAAAAACUUGGUUUGAAGGCACUGGGCCAUUGGAUACUUUUGGUAAGUCAGAGCUGCAUUGUAAGAUGGGAUGUCAGGAACCUCAGUCACUCAGCUAGAGCUGCACUGUAAGCCAUGAAUGUGGACAUGGGUAUUUUUUUUGUUGUGCAAAGCAUGUGUUUUACUCAAGUUUUUUUUUUUUUUUUUCUGGUUGCUGACAGAAAUACUGCUGACAUCUCUGCACCAGGACCUCUUAAGGAAACCACUGUACAAAUGACACUACUCUAGGAUUAUUGGGAAGGAAUCAUUGUUCCAGGCAUCCAUCUUUGAAGAAAGGACCAGCUUUGAGCUCCGUCAAGGGUAUUUUAAGUGAUGUCAUUUGAGCAGGACUGGAUUUUAAGCCGAAGGGCAAUAUCUACGUGUUUUUUUCCCCUCCUCCUGCUGUGUAUCAUGGUGUUCAAAACAGAAAUGUUUUUUGGCAUUCCACCUCCUAGGGAUAUAAUUCUGGAGACAUGGAGUGUUACUGAUCAUAAAACUUUUGUGUCACUUUUUUUCUGCCUUGCUAGCCAAAAUCUCUUAAAUACACGUAGGUGGGCCAGAGAACAUUGGAAGAAUCAAGAGAGAUGAGAGAUUAGAACAUCUGGUUUCUCUAGUUGCAGUAUUGGACAAAGAGCAUAGUCCCAGCCUUCAGGUGUUUUUGUCACUACCAAGUAGUUCUGUGUUGACCCUUUGUCCAGUGGAAUUGGUGAUUCUGAAUUGUCCUUUACUGAUGGUGUUGAGUUGCUCUGUCCCUAUUAUUUGUCCUAGACUUUCUCCUAAUGAAGGUUUUCAUUUGCCGUUCAUGUCCUGUAAUACUUCACCUCCAGGAACUGUCAUGGAUGUCCAAAUGGCUUUGCAGAAGGGAAAUGAGAUGACAGUAUUUAAUUGCAGCAGUAGCAAACUUUUCACAUGCUAAUGUGCAGCUGAGUGCACUUUAUUUAAAAAGAAUGGAUAAAUGCAAUAUUCUUGAGGUCUUGAGGGAAUAGUGAAACACAUUCCUGGUUUUUGCCUACACUGAUGUGUUAGACAAGAACUACGAUUUUUUUUUUUUUUUUAAAGUACUGGUGUCACCCUUUGCCUAUAUGGUAGAGCAAUAAUGCUUUUUGAAAAUAAACUUCUGAAAACCCAAGGCCAGGUACUGCAUUCUGAAUCAGAAUCUCGCAGUGUUUCUGUGAAUAGAUAUUUUUGUAAAUAUGACCUUUAAGAUAUCAUAUUAUGUAAAAUAUGUAUAUACCUUUUUUUGUAGGUCACAACAACUCAUUUUUACAGAGUUUGUGAAGCUAAAUAUUUAACAUUGUUGAUUUCAGUGAGCUGUGUGGUGAGGCUACCAGUGGAAGAGACAGCCCUUGACUUUUGUGGCCUGGGGGAGGGGUAGUGCUCCCCAGCCUUUCCUUCCCCACCCCCCAGCCUUAGAUGCCUCGCUCUUUUCAAUCUCUUAAUCUAAAUGCUUUUUAAAGAGAUUAUUUGUUUAGAUGUAGGCAUUUUAAUUUUUUAAAAAUUCCUCUACCAGAACUAAGCACUUUGUUAAUUUGGGGGGGAAAGAAUAGAUAUGGGGAAAUAAACUUAAAAAAAAAAAAUCAGGAAUUAAAAAAAAUCAAGCAAUUUGAAGAGGACCUUUUGGAUUUUAAGCAGUCCGAAAUAAUAGCAACUCAUGGGUUUUGUGUUUGUGUAUGUUCAAUUAUGUUACCUUUUCAUCCCCUUUAGGAGCGUUUUCAGAUUUUGGUUGCUAAGACCUGAAUCCCACAUUGAGAUCUCGAGUGGAAUCCUUGGUGUGGUUUCUGGUGUCUGCUCAGCUGUCCCCUCAUUCUACUAAUGUGAUGCUUUCAUUAUGUCCCUGUGGAUUAGAAUAGUGUCACUGUUAUUUCUUAAGGAACUCAGUACCCAGAACAGCCAGUUUUACUGUGAUUCAGAGCUACAAUCUGAGCACCUUUUAAACCCCUCCCUCUUCUGCCCCCUGCCACUUUCUGCUGUUGCCUCUCUUUGACACCUGUUUUAGUCAGUUGGGAGGAAAGGAAAAAUCAAGUUUAAUUCCCUUUAUCUGGGUUACUUCAUUGGGUUCAAAUAGUUGAAGGAAUUGGGUUUCUGAAUAUGAAUUUCAGAGGUCUCUGCUAGCCUUGGUGUCAUUUUCUAGCAAUAAUUGAGAGCCAGUUAAUUUUAAGAAUUUCACACAUUUAGCCAAUCUUUCUAGAUGUCUCCGAAGGUAAGAUCAUUUAAUAUCUUUGAUAUGCUUACGAGUAAGUGAAUCCUGAUUAUUUCCAGACCCACCACUAGAGUGGAUCUUAUUUUCAAAGCAGUAUAGACAAUUAUGAGUUUGCCCUCUUUCCCCUACCAAGUUCAAAAUAUAUCUAAGAUUGUAAAUCCAAAAACUUCCAUUGUAGUGGCCUGUGCUUAUCAGAUAGUAUACUCUCCUGUUUGGAGACAGAGGUACAACCAAGUCAGUCUGUCUCUUUUUCAGCUCAAUCCUUCUUUAAGUUAUGUGUGUGGGGAGAAAUAGAAUGGUGCUCUUAUCUUUCUUGACUUUAAAAAAUUAUUAAAAACAAAAAAAAAAAAUUUUUUUGCAAUCCUUUCCUCAGACCUGGCUCCAGGCUAACUGGAAGGCAGCACUCCCUUUUUUAUAUAGUAGAAAAAUGAAGUUUAUUAUAAGUUUUUAUAUUUUCUACUUGUUCAUUUGGUGCAAACUCAAGAUUUUGAUUGAUUUUCUUUUAAUAGGUGCAGUCUUUGAGACAAUUUGUUUUUACCUGUAUUACCCUUUAUCUUUUUUAGAUAAUUCUUUGUACUCCUGCUGUCUACCUCUCCUCACACUCCAGCACCCCCCAUUUUUUCAAACCUUGGUAUCUGUUGGGUGAGCAGUAUAAUCUUUUUAUCUGCUUUUAGAAUGUGGGAUAUUUCCAGUACCUACUUUUUUUUUGCUGAAUCCAAAGAUAUAUAAAUAAAAAAUAUAUAUUUUAUAAAGGUCAGAAUGAUAUAAAGGAGAUACAUGUUUCUUCCUUUAAAAAAUAAAUGCAAGUUACAUUGUUAAUGUUCAUAUUAUGAUGCCACUUUUCUAAACUUUAUCUGGAUUGAAUGAAAGGUGUAAAUAUCAAUAACAGUGCUACUUAGUUAUCAGUAUUUAAUAUCUGAGGUGUGUUGGGGGUAUCCAUAUUAGGGGUAGGGUAUUACAGAAGAUAAUUGGCUUGAUGUCCUAGAAGUUCUUUGAUCCAGAGGUAGGUGCAGCUGAAAGUAAACAGCAUGGAUUGCCAGUUACAUGUAUGCCUGCCCAGUUCCCAUUUUAUUUGCAGAAGCUGUGAGUUUUGUUCACAAUUAGGUUCCUAGGAGCAAAACCUCAAGGAUUGAUUUAUUGUUUUCAACUCCAAGGCACACUGUUAAUAAACGAGCAGGGUGUUUUCUCUCUUCCUAAUAUAUGGAAUUUCGAAGAAUAAAAUAUGAGAGCAAUAUUUAAAUUCUCAGGAAUUGACUUAUACUCUUGAGAAUGAAUUCAGUUUCAAUCAAGUUUACAUUAUGUUGCUUAAAAAAAUAGAAAUUAUUCUUUAUCCUGCAAAGAAUCGAAACCACAUGAAAUGACUUAUGGGGGAUGGUGAGCUGUGACUGCUUUGCUGACCAUUUUGGAUGUCAUUGUAAAUAAAGGUUUCUAUUUAAAAUUGGA
Molecule: messenger RNA, 8296 nt
Organism: Nomascus leucogenys (northern white-cheeked gibbon)
Lineage: Eukaryota; Metazoa; Chordata; Mammalia; Primates; Hylobatidae
Gene: NCOA3
Product: nuclear receptor coactivator 3
Exons: 22
Coding region: 258-4559 (1433 amino acids)
Biological process (GO): positive regulation of transcription by RNA polymerase II; cellular response to hormone stimulus
Cellular component (GO): nucleus
Molecular function (GO): nuclear receptor binding; protein dimerization activity
Source: RefSeq, a predicted model, not a curated record